Messenger RNA from Anthonomus grandis grandis, 3841 nucleotides. It is a transcript of the gene Nc73EF, whose product is annotated as 2-oxoglutarate dehydrogenase complex component E1. Gene Ontology annotation, cellular component: mitochondrion; oxoglutarate dehydrogenase complex. Lineage: Eukaryota; Metazoa; Arthropoda; Insecta; Coleoptera; Curculionidae. The transcript is spliced from 19 exons. The record is from RefSeq and is a predicted model, not a curated record. Gene Ontology annotation, molecular function: thiamine pyrophosphate binding; oxoglutarate dehydrogenase (succinyl-transferring) activity. The coding region runs from base 180 to 3368 and encodes 1062 amino acids. Gene Ontology annotation, biological process: tricarboxylic acid cycle.
CUGUCACGUAAACGUCAUCGGGGGGGAUUUUUCCUUCACAGUUCACAGAAAAAUUACUGAUACAGAACAGCGACAGAAGUGGCGCGUUGCGUGUAUAAAGUCUGCAGGUGGGGCCGAAUAAAUUCACACGAAAAAACACAAUUUUUGGACUCCAUAACCCGAAAAAGUAACUGAAGAAAAUGCAUCGAGCAAGAACCCUGGCUAAUGCCAUAGCAGGGGUGCCUGGACAGACAUUUGCCUCUUGGCUGGUCAAAAACACACCGGCAACUUUCCAAUGUGCCCAGUGUCGCUACUACAAUGUCCCGGCAGCAGCUGAGCCUUUCUUAAAUGGUAGUUCCAGUCAGUAUGUUGAAGAUAUGUAUAAUGCUUGGCUGAGGGAUCCUGCUAGUGUACACGCAUCAUGGGACGCCUUCUUCCGCAACUCCCAAACCGGGGGCGCAGGCUACUCGGCUCCCCCGUCACUCGCCCCACCCAGAAAGAACGAGGUGCCCCUCGGCGCGGUUAUACCAUCAUUAGGCGCAUCCGGCGCCCUGGGAGCCUCCGGUAUCAGCGAAAAGAUCAUCGACGACCAUUUGGCCGUACAGGCCAUCAUAAGAAGUUACCAGAUCCGGGGCCACCACAUAGCGAAACUGGACCCGUUGGGGAUCAACGAGGCCGACCUGGACGACCAGACCCCCCAAGAGUUGAUUUACAAAAAUUAUAAUUUUGACAGACCGUCCAGAACGUAUUCAGAAGAACUACGUCGGCAGGUUCAAGAGUUCAUGCGACAUGAAAACGACAUGGACAGGGUGUUCAAGUUGCCCUCCACCACGUUUAUCGGCGGUAAGGAGAAGGCUCUGCCCCUCAGGGAGAUUUUAAGGCGAUUGGAGUUGGCUUAUUGCAGACACAUCGGGGUCGAGUUUAUGUUUAUUAACAGUUUGGAGCAGUGCAAUUGGAUCAGGCAGCGGAUGGAGACCCCAGGGUGUAUGGAGCUCACUCACGACCAAAAAAGGUUGACUUUGGCACGGUUAACGCGAGCUACAGGAUUCGAGUCGUUCCUAUCUCGAAAAUGGUCCUCCGAAAAACGUUUCGGUCUCGAGGGUUGCGAGAUCCUAAUACCCGCAAUGAAAACGGUCAUCGAUAAAUCGACCGAACUGGGCGUGGAGAGCAUCGUAAUGGGAAUGCCCCACAGGGGGCGUCUCAACGUUUUGGCGAACGUGUGCAGGAAACCGCUUUACCAACUGUUCACCCAGUUCGCCGGCUUGGAGGCGGCCGACGACGGUUCCGGCGACGUCAAGUACCACUUGGGCACCUACAUCGAACGUUUAAAUCGCGUGACGAACAAAAACAUCCGGUUGGCCGUGGUGGCGAACCCCUCGCACUUGGAAACGGUCGAUCCGGUCGUCGAAGGGAAAACUAGGGCGGAACAGUUUUAUAGGGGCGACGGUGAAGGCAAGAAGGUUAUGUCCUUGUUGCUCCACGGCGAUGCCGCUUUCUCCGGUCAAGGUGUCGUCUUUGAGACUAUCGGGUUAUCGGAACUGCCCGACUAUACCACCCACGGUACCGUGCAUAUUGUCGUGAAUAACCAGAUUGGGUUCACUACCGAUCCUAGGUAUUCUAGGUCAUCACCCUACUGUACAGAUGUCGCACGUGUCGUAAACGCUCCGAUUUUCCACGUAAACGCCGACGAUCCCGAAUCCGUUAUUCACGUGUGCAACAUCGCCGCCGAUUGGAGGGCCACUUUCCACAAGGACGUCGUUAUUGACUUGGUUUGCUAUCGGAAAUUCGGUCAUAACGAACUGGACGAGCCGAUGUUCACCCAACCGCUCAUGUACCGGAAAAUCAGGAGCAUGAAAACGUGCUUGGACAAAUAUGCCGAACAGUUGACUUCUGAGGGUGUGGUAACUGAUGACGAGGUCAAAGACGUGAAAGCAAAAUACGAGAAAAUCUGCGAGGAUGCCUUGGAACGUGCUAGAAAGGAAACCCAUAUAAAGUACAAGGAUUGGAUCGAUAGCCCUUGGUCUGGGUUCUUCGAAGGGAAAGACCCCCUGAAGGCUGCCAAGACGGGUAUAGUCGAAGACACCCUGGUGCACAUCGGUAAACGGUUCUCCUCGCCACCUCCCAAUGCGGCCGAAUUUAUCAUCCACAAGGGUAUCGAGCGUAUCUUAAAAUCGCGCAUGGAAAUGGUAGAGAACCGAACGGCCGAUUGGGCGUUAGGCGAAGCGAUGGCCUUCGGAUCGUUAUUGAAGGAAGGCAUUCACGUGAGAUUGUCCGGACAGGACGUCGAGAGAGGCACUUUCUCUCAUAGGCAUCACGUUUUACAUCAUCAGACGGUCGAUAAGGCCACUUACAGACCUUUAUGCAACUUAUACCCCGACCAGGCGCCAUACACGGUCUGCAACAGCUCCCUCUCCGAAUACGGCGUCUUGGGCUUCGAACUAGGUUAUUCGAUGACCAAUCCGAACGCCUUGGUAAUAUGGGAGGCGCAAUUCGGCGAUUUCGCCAACACCGCUCAAUGCAUCAUCGACACCCUGCUGGCCAGCGGUCAAUCGAAAUGGGUGCGACAAACCGGGCUGGUGAUGCUCCUGCCCCACGGCAUGGAGGGUCAGGGUCCGGAACAUUCGAGCGCACGCCUCGAACGUUUCCUGCAAAUGUCCUCCGACGAUCCCGAUUAUUUCCCGCCGGAAACGGAGGAUUUCGCCGUGCGCCAAUUGCACGACAUCAAUUGGAUCAUCGCGAAUUGCACCACGCCCGCGAACUUUUUCCACUUGUUGAGGAGGCAGAUCGCUUUGCCGUUCAGGAAGCCGCUGAUUGUUAUGACCCCCAAGAGUUUACUGAGACAUCCGGAGGCCAGGAGUUCUUUCGAUGAAAUGAUCGAAGGUACGGAUUUCCAAAGGAUUAUCCCGGAACAAGGAAAGGCCGCAGAGAACCCCGACGGGGUGAAAAAGUUGAUUUUCUGCUCCGGAAAAGUGUAUUACGAUAUUAUCAAGGCCAACAGGGAAUUGGGACUGGAGGAUAAAAUCGCGCUCAUGCGUGUCGAACAAUUGACUCCGUUCCCGUUCGAUUUGAUCAAGAAAGAGUGCGAAAAGUAUCCGAACGCUCAGAUCGCUUGGGCACAGGAGGAGCACAAGAACCAGGGCGGAUGGACGUACGUGAGACCCCGUUUCGAGACCACUUUGGCCGGACAGAGGGAGGUGAUACCUACUAAAAAAGGGUGGUUCAGUAGUUGGUUCGGUAAAGACGAGCCCAAAUCAGAUCCGAAUGUCGUACCUGACGAGCGAGUUGUCAGUUACAUCGGAAGGCCGGUAUCUUCGAGUACAGCGACCGGAAGCAAAGCCCAACAUCUCAAAGAACUUAAGAAUUUACUCGAUGACGCCACCAGGCUGUAAUUAUUUUAAUUAUACAACAGUUUAGCCCUUUUAAAAAAAAAGGAGAUUUUCGGACCUUAGAGGUAUUUUCUCCCCCAAUGCACCCGAUAACUUGUUGAUUUAUUCUUAAGAUUCUAAAACACUAGUGUUAUAUUUCUGUAAUAAUAAUAUAAUAGAUUAGUGUUAAGGAAUGCACCAAAAUUUACACACACAAGAUAAUCAUCAAAGCAAAACUUAUUAUUUUUUUUUGUGUAUAGUGUACAUAGUCACUUUUCUCCUUAUGUGUAUAUUUUUUUAAACUCGAAAACCAGGGAGGAAUAUUUUUUAAAAAUGUGAUGUUGUUAAGAGUCAAAAAGUAUUGCUAACAUUGAAAGUUGUAUGGUUAAGGUAUUCGGCAAGUAUUGUAUUAUUAUUUAUUUAUUUUGUGUUUUUUCCUUUUUUUUUGGAGUAAGAGAUAUUUUCAAGUGAAAUAAAUAUUUGUUGCUUUAUCACAA